CCGCAAUUACGGUGACUCUGAAUUAUGCCGUCUUUAUUCUCAUGCAGUGGUAAUGCUAGAGUCAUUGCACGUUAUCUUCGGUCCUGGCAUUCGGCUGAGCCACCGCUAGCUUUCCCCCUUGAGGUUGAGGUGUCACUUGACUCCUCAUUGCGAUGAGUCGCAUUGAAUCUGGAUCAAAUGCCUGCGAUGUCGAAGCGUGCGAUCGACAUCGUCCAAAUCUGGCGUGCAUGAAAGCCUGCCCUAUCACCCACUUCCGCCCAGAUGACGACUUUGACAGGGAAAGGUUUCGAGCGGGAACACCCGCACAGCUACCACUUUACAAAGUUCCAAGACAGAUAGUUGCCCGCCGUGUACUGACACACGCUGUCAAACAGUGCCGCCUUGUCGCCCUUGUCGACGCAGUUAUCCGUCGUGUAGGCAUAGGCAGUGACGUUGAAGUCUGUAGCAUAGUGCGCGAUGGCCUUGAGCCCGUCCCAGCCGCCCGCCCGACUGAAGGCGAGGCACUCGCCGCUGACGGCCUGCGAGCGCGUGCCAAACACGAUGUUGGAGUACUGGUCCGAGCCCUGGCCUGGGCGGCAGGUCGUGGCGUCUGUGUACGUCUUGAAGAUGACGAGCGUCGGGUCGUCGUCUUGUCUAGCAGUGGCAGCACCGGCGGGCGAGGCGACGGCGGCGGCCUGUAUGGCCAGAGGGGCCAGGGCGAGUGCGAAGGCGCGGGUGGUCUUGGUUGUGUAAUGCAUGGUGGCUAGGAGGCGCUUUUCUGAUGUGAAGUAUGGUGCGAUGCGGACCUGUGGGCAGGGCGAGGAAUUGUAUAUUCUGU
Messenger RNA from Microdochium trichocladiopsis, 817 nucleotides. RefSeq lists its product as uncharacterized. NCBI's taxonomy places the organism in Eukaryota, Fungi, Ascomycota, Sordariomycetes, Xylariales, Microdochiaceae. The record is from RefSeq and is a predicted model, not a curated record. The transcript is spliced from 2 exons. The coding region runs from base 153 to 746 and encodes 197 amino acids.